AUGGCGCCAAUGCUGGAGGACCACACGCCCUCCCACGGCAGUAUCACCUCCAAGUCUGUCGAAACACCCGUCCUCUACAACAAUGUGGACGAGGAACAACUCAAGGCGACCGCCGGGGCAUGUCUUGCCAACUAUGGCACCGAGUUCGAGAAGGAUAUUAUUACAGGAAGUAAAGGGCUCUAUGUUUUCACUGCCAACGGCCACAAAGUGCUCGACUGGACAUCCGGUCAAAUGUCGUGUCUGAUAGGACAUGGACACCCAGAGAUUGUCUCCACCAUCACCAACCAUGCUGCCCAGUUGGAUCAUCUUUUCUCUGGCAUGCUCUCGCCACCGGUCAUCAGCCUCGCACAGCGCCUGACAUCUGUCCUGCCGGCGGGACUCGACAAAGCAUUCUUCCUCUCAACAGGAGGAGAGUCGAACGAGGCGGCCAUCAAAAUGGCCAAGGUUUACACGGGCAAAUUCGAGAUCGUGGGCCUAGGCGCAAGCUGGCACGGUGUCACCGCUCAGGCCUUAGGCACCCAGUACCACUUUGGUCGCAAAGGCCAAGGCCCUAUGAUGCCAGGAAUGCACAUGCUUCCACCGCCGAAUAGCUAUCGCUCAAUCUUCCGUAAGCCAGACGGCUCUUACGAUUGGGAGACUGAGCUCGACUAUGGCUGGGACCUUAUUGAUAGAGCCUCAUGUGGCUCUUUGGCUGCCUGUAUUGUCGAAUGCAUCCAGUCGUCCGCUGGUAUGCACGUCCUCCCGCCUGGAUACCUUAAGGCAUUGAAGAAACACUGUGAAAAGCGUGGCAUGCUGCUCAUCGUGGAUGAAGCUCAAACAGGUGUUGGGCGCUGUGGUGACUUGUUCGCCAUCAACCACGAGGGAGUGACCCCCGACAUUCUGACUCUCAGCAAGACGCUAGGCAACGGUCUCCCCCUCAGCGCAGUCGUCAUGAGUUCGGAGAUCGAACGUGUGUGCACAGAGCGUGAUUUUUGCUUCUACACCACGCACGUCAACGACCCUCUGCCAGCUUCUGUGGGCGACAAAGUCCUGGAAAUCGUGCUCAGAGACAAUCUGGUGGAGAACUCGCGAAGUAUGGGUCUAUAUCUGCAGGCUGGUCUUCAAAAGCUCAAGAGCCGCUAUGGAUGUAUAGGCGACGUGAGAGGUCGUGGUCUGAUGGCUGGAGUGGAGAUUGUGGGUGAUCGCGAGACCAAGGCUCCGGCGAACGAACUUGCUCGGAAAAUCGCCAACAAGAUGUAUGAGUUGGGCUUGUGGGCGAAUCUCAGCAGUCACUCAAGCUUCUCAGGUGUCUUCAGGAUUGCACCGCCUAUUGUGAUUACCAAAGAUCAGCUAGAUCAGGGCUUGGACAUCAUGGAGCGGGCUUUGUCCGAGACAGAGGGGACCAUGCCGCUCUAUUGA
Messenger RNA from Capronia coronata CBS 617.96, 1398 nucleotides. RefSeq names its product 2,2-dialkylglycine decarboxylase (pyruvate). The record is from RefSeq and is a predicted model, not a curated record. NCBI's taxonomy places the organism in Eukaryota, Fungi, Ascomycota, Eurotiomycetes, Chaetothyriales, Herpotrichiellaceae. Gene Ontology annotation, molecular function: pyridoxal phosphate binding; transaminase activity. The transcript has a single exon. Gene Ontology annotation, cellular component: mitochondrion. Bases 1 to 1398 code for a protein of 465 amino acids.